Messenger RNA from Psammomys obesus (fat sand rat), 1022 nucleotides. RefSeq lists its product as uncharacterized. NCBI's taxonomy places the organism in Eukaryota, Metazoa, Chordata, Mammalia, Rodentia, Muridae. The transcript has 2 exons. The record is from RefSeq and is a predicted model, not a curated record. Bases 201 to 1022 code for a protein of 273 amino acids.
CGGCGAAGGCUGCGCGCGACAAGUGGUGCCGAAACCCGGGAAGCCGCCGAACCCGGGUAGAGGGACAGCUUUGAGGACCCCGACUGCUCGUCGGAAAGAGGAUCCAAGCCAGUGACCUGAGAAACUCCGGAGACUUUUCAGCAAGGACCAAGAAAAUCCGAUUUGGGUUCCAGCGCGGCUGACCAGAGUGGUCAAGCAAGAUGAGCCUGAUCUUAACCCUGAUCCUGAUCUUGAGCGGAGUGCAGAUGGACCUGAAGGUGGAGACCCAGGAGAUCCGCUGGGGGAUCCUAUCAACAUUCCCACGACCAAUGCCAGUCAUGUAUGAUGCACAAGUCUUCCCCCGUUUCUUUACCACCAAUGACUCCAUUGGGCUACCAUAUUUGCCAAUGUCUCAGGACAUAGCCCCUAUACCAGACAACAACACCCAGCCAAAUAACGGCAGUCUUUGUUUUACAACCAACCAGACUCAUGCUGACUCAUGUAUAAAGCUAGGAAAUUUUUCUUAUGCCAAGUUAGGAAAAGAGACCAUCAGGAAUCGUACAUCUUCAGCUAAUGCUACGGUCCUUUUUGGAUGGUGGCCACAGCACGGUUCAUCUUAUGGGAGCAAUGAACGAAAGCACCAACCUCAGUACGCCCCCUUCUGCACUGGCCGGCAUGCGGACUCUUCAAUUAUUUUCCCAUGGACGGGCUGUCAGAGUCGCAGAGCGCAUCUGCUCGAAAAUGGACUCUUUACCUUUUCACCCUUGGAAGGGUAUGGAAAUUACACCGAAAUGAGUCCCUGGAAUUACCCCACCAAUCCCUUUAAUAUUUGGCUGCUGUGUGGUGUUGGUGGCAGUUGCACAGAUCUCUCACCCAUGGUCACCAUUUUGGGUGGAGCGACAGCUACUACCACUCUGCUUGCAAAUGUCAGACCUGGAUCCAUAUCCGCGACGGAAUUAGGAGGACUAAAGUCGGUGGAGCCCACCCCAGUUUGUGUUUGGCCUCCAUUUGUUUGGACAGUAUGCUCUGUGUUGGAAUGCUAG